Messenger RNA from Nematostella vectensis (starlet sea anemone), 2708 nucleotides. Its product is annotated as malate synthase. Gene Ontology annotation, molecular function: malate synthase activity. Lineage: Eukaryota; Metazoa; Cnidaria; Anthozoa; Actiniaria; Edwardsiidae. The record is from RefSeq and is a predicted model, not a curated record. The coding region runs from base 83 to 1783 and encodes 566 amino acids. The transcript is spliced from 16 exons. Gene Ontology annotation, biological process: glyoxylate cycle. Gene Ontology annotation, cellular component: cytoplasm.
ACUGAUGACGCUGGGAGAAUGUGCUAAGGAUUGGACUACCUGUGGAUUUAUUACCAGGCCUUGCGCACACUCGUGAACAAACAUGGCGUCCAGCCGAAUGCGACUUCUCAGAUUUUCUGAUCAUCUUGUCGUGCAAGCUCAGCCUACGGCCAAUGGAUUGCAGAUACAAGCAAGUCUAAUGCAAGCCUUGCAAUCGCAAGGAGUGAGUGAUGUUGAGAUCUGCCCACCUCCAGCUGGCAGCGAGGCGGCAUUUCACACACUUCUUACACCUCAGUCAGUCGCAUUUCUAGUGCAGCUUGUCAAUCACUUUGAUGAGCAGGUUGAUGAGCUACAGAGACAACGUCGCCUAAAUAAAGUACAAUUUGAACAGUGCCUACCAGACUUUCAGAUCAAAGAGAGUAGAAAUAAAUGGCAAGUGAAAGAUCUCCCUGCAAGACUCCAAGAUAGGCGUGUGGACCUUGGAGACAUUACACCUUCUAAUACACUCCUUUUCAAGAGAGCCCUGAAUACCUCUGCUUCUGGUAUACAGGCUGACCUUGAUGAUGGUAACUGUCCAACUUGGAAGAACCAGCUUCAAGCUCUCUACAAUGUGUACCAGUUUGUUCAUGGCCAAAUGUCAGGCGUCCCAAAGAUGAACUCAGCGCCCCUUGUUAUAUUGCGACCACGUGCGUGGAACAUGCUGGAACAGAAUAUUAUGGUUGGAGGAAAGCUUAUUCCUGGAGCACUCUGUGAUUUCGGCCUGCACAUGUUCCACAGUGGCCUUCAAAUGCUGGACAGCGGAGAUGGGCCCUUUUUCUAUUUACCAAAGAUUGAAGGCUACCGUGAGGUUCGUCUGUGGAACAGUAUUUUCAACUGGACACAGCAAAAGCUUGGACUUCCUCAAGGCUCUAUCCGCGCAUGUGUUCUUAUUGAAAGUAUUUUAGCGUCUUUUGAGCUAGAGGAUAUCUUGUUUGAAAUGCGAGAUCACUGCAUGGGCUUGAACUGCGGCAUGUGGGACUACUCCGCUUCCUUCGUCAGUAACUUUGGCCACCGUAAGGAUUUCAUUCUUCCUGAUCGCAAGAAGUAUGUUUCCAUGGAGAAGAAUUAUUUAAAAAGUUACAUGGAUCUCGUUAUCAAGACUUGUCAUGCACACGGCUGUCAUGCUACUGGUGGUAUGGUACCUGUUGUGUUACCACAUGAUGUCACACAACGACAGAAAAUCAUUGGCAAUGUGUGUAGAGCAAAGCAGAAAGAAAUUCAAGCUGGGGCCGAUGGAUUCCUUGUGUUUGACCCAGACCUGAUUCCACCGCUUUUGGAGAUGUGGAAAAGUAGCACGAGCUCUGUCAACCAGCUACACGUUACCAGGGGCAACGUGCAUGUGACUCCCAGAGAUCUCCUAACUCUCCCGCAGGGAGGGUUUACAUUGGAAGGCUUACAAAACAACAUUACUGUCGUUCUCCUGUUCAUAUCAGCUUGGCUAAGAGGAGAAGGCUCUCUUGUUCUGAAUGGUGCCGUAGAGGAUUCAGCUACUGCUGAAAUAUCCAGAUCUCAGAUCUGGCAGGCUAUAAGACACCAGUGCCGCUUGGAGAGUGACGGUCGUAAGGUCACGCGAUCGCUAUUGCGUGACCAAAUACAAGCGAUUCUUGGCAAUCUUAGCAGGUCACGCUCGCCAGACGAGUGCAGAAUGCUGAAGAUAUCGGCGGAGAUCCUUGAGGAGCUUGUACUGGCCAGGGACUUCCCGCCCUUCAUCACGACCUAUUUGUACGGCCAUAACCAGUUCGUGAACAGCAAGUGGAAUUCCUGAGAGUCUAAAGAGAGAGAGUGUAGAUGGAUGUUUUAGGGUGGCAAAGAGAGAUAGUGUAGAUGGAUGUUAUAGGGUGGUAAAGAGAGAUAGUGUAGAUGGAUGUUAUAGGGUGGUAAAGAGAGAUAGUGUAGAUGGAUAUUAUAGGGUGGUAAAGAGAGAUAGUGUAGAUGGAUGUUAUAGGGUGGUAAAGAGAGAUAGUGUAGAUGGAUGUUAUAGAGUGGUAAAGAGAGAUAGUGUAGAUGGAUGUUAUAGGGUGGUAAAGAGAGAUAGUGUAGAUGGAUGUUAUAGGAUGGUAAUGAGAGAUAGUGUAGGUGGAUUUUAUAGGGUGGUAAAGAAAAAUGCUUAGGUCCUCAGCGAGAGCAUACUCCCUUCUGAUGACGCUAAGCCUUGUGGGUAGAGCUGAGGGUUAAUAAUACUUCUUCCUCAUUUCUCUUUGUAGUACCAGUGGUCCUGGUUCCCUUCUGAUUUGCGCUUGUGGUAGAGCUGGGGUUAAUAAUACUUCUUCAUCCCAAAAGUCGUUUUUGUGGCCAUAGAAUGAAAGCACUUGAUACUCGAGUUUGUCAAUGUAUCGGGCGAAUGACAAAGGAAUCCGUCCCCCUCCUAGUGGCGGAAUUGUUGUGUUGCCUGUGGUCUACAGAAACCAUUGCCCCUGUAGAUUUGUAAGAAAAAUCGCUAUAUGAAUAACAAUCAUUGCCAUCCUGUGGGUCUUUUAAAAAGUUCAAUGUGAACACAACUAUUACGUGUCCCAUUGUGUCUCUGAGCCUAACAAUCGUAGACCGGGCACUGCCACAGUGAUUCACUAGAAUACGAUCGCUGCCUUAGUUGUAGUUGUUCCCCUGUCAAUAACACAAAGCAGGUGUUUGUUUACUAAAGUUUGCUGUGUUUGCUAAUACUAAUUAUGAAAUAAAUAUAAUUUUGAAAGACA